AUGCGCCUCGGAUUCUUAGCGUUGGUGUGUCUGUCUUGUUGUUGGCUUGUCUCGGGCGAGGGUGAAAUAGUGGCUUGUUCCGACACAGUGCCGUUGGUUUUGAGCGCCAUCUUCACUGUCGACGUUAUCCCCAUUCUCUCCACUCAUCUUCCUUCCUUCACAGUUCAUUCCACUCUCCCAAUCCAAAUGCUCCACACUCAUCACCUUCAUCCUAACCUUCUCUUCCUUUCUCCACACUCCCAUUCGUCACCGUUUCCUUUCCCAUCCAGAACCACCACCUUUCACUCUCCAAGAUUCCCCGUUACUUCCAUCACAAGAGGUUCUUCUUCUCUCAGGUUCCGGAACCGUCGCCGCAGUAGCAGCAUCACAAAAUCCACCGCGAAUGGCGGAACGGAGCAUCAGAAGCAACUGAUCAACAGGGCCUAUCCUUUCCACGAAAUCGAGCCCAAGUGGCAGCAUUUUUGGGAGCACAAUCGCACUUUCCGAACCCCCGAUGACGAUAUCGACACUACGAAACCUAAAUACUACGUUCUCGACAUGUUCCCUUACCCUAGUGGAGCUGGACUUCAUGUUGGUCAUCCUCUUGGAUAUACUGCCACAGACAUUCUUGCUAGAUACAAACGGAUGCAGGGGUACAAUGUUCUGCAUCCGAUGGGGUGGGACGCUUUUGGAUUGCCAGCAGAACAAUAUGCGAUUGAGACAGGAACUCACCCCAAGCUCACUACGGUGAGGAAUAUCAGCCGCUUUCGCACUCAGUUAAAAUCAUUAGGAUUUUCAUAUGACUGGGAUCGUGAAAUCUCUACCAUAGAACCUGACUAUUACAAAUGGACUCAAUGGAUCUUUCUACAACUUUUAAAGAGAGGAUUGGCAUAUCAGGCUGAAGUUCCCGUUAAUUGGUGCCCUGCACUUGGCACCGUGUUGGCCAAUGAGGAGGUGAUUGAUGGUGUCAGUGAGCGGGGUGGUCAUCCUGUAAUAAGAAAGCAGCCAAUGAGGCAAUGGAUGCUCAAGAUUACUGCAUAUGCUGACCGCCUUCUAGAGGAUUUAGAUGACCUUGACUGGCCUGAAAGUGUAAAAGAAAUGCAGAGAAAUUGGAUUGGGAGGUCAGAAGGGGCUGAGAUGGAAUUUUGCAUUCUUGAUAGUGAUGGAAAGGAGAGAGACAUAAAAAUUACUGUGUAUACUACAAGGCCUGAUACGAUUUUCGGUGCAACCUACUUAGUUGUGGCACCAGAGCAUUCCUUGCUGUCGUCAUUGGUUUCCAUUGCCCAGAGCAAACAUGUUGAGGAUUAUGUAGACCUUGCCUCAAAAAAGAGUGAACUUGAGAGGACUGAACUUCAGAAAGAAAAGACUGGGGUCUUCACUGGGUGUUAUGCAAAAAACCCAGCGAAUGGGGAAGCUAUUUCGAUAUGGGUGGCGGACUAUGUUUUGGGGAGGUGGGUGUUUUUAGUGGUUGUUGAAUAUGCCAUGGGCAUAAGAUCUAGGGUUUAUGGAACAGGGUCUAUCAUGGCUGUGCCUGCACAUGAUUCUCGUGAUUAUGAUUUUGCUUCGAGAUAUGAUGUUCCAAUUCGCUGGGUUGUUGAGCCAGAUGGUAAAAGCGUUGAGUCUGCAAAGGCUUUUUCAGGUGAAGGCAUUAUUGUAAAUUCAUCGAAUACACUGGUUGGGCUUGAGAUUAACGGCUUGUCCAGCAAAAAAGCUGCUUUGAAAGUCAUUGAAUGGGCUGAAAAAACUGGGAAUGGAAAGAGAAAGGUGAACUUCAAGUUAAGGGACUGGCUUUUUGCUAGGCAGCGUUACUGGGGUGAACCUAUCCCUGUCAUCUUCAUGGAUGAUAGUGGUGAGACUGUUCCAUUGUGUGAGACUGAACUGCCGCUUAUUCUUCCUGAAUUGGAUGAUUUUUCUCCCACUGGAACAGGCGAGCCCCCUCUGUCUAAGGCAGUGUCUUGGGUGAGGACUGCUGAUAGCUUAUCUGGAAGACCAGCUACUCGGGAAACAAACACCAUGCCACAGUGGGCUGGUUCAUGCUGGUACUAUUUGAGAUUUAUGGACCCACAUAAUUCUAAGGAAUUGGUUGAUAAAACUAAAGAAAGGUAUUGGGGCCCUGUUGAUGUAUAUAUUGGGGGUGCUGAGCAUGCAGUUCUCCAUUUACUGUAUGCUAGAUUCUGGCACAAGGUUCUCUUUGACAUUGGUGUUGUAUCCACCAAGGAGCCCUUCCAAUGUGUCAUAAACCAGGGGAUUAUUCUUGGGGAGGUAGUUUCAAUUAUUUCUGCUUGA
This is a messenger RNA of Sphenostylis stenocarpa, 2265 nucleotides long. The record is from the annotation of a GenBank genome assembly. Lineage: Eukaryota; Viridiplantae; Streptophyta; Magnoliopsida; Fabales; Fabaceae.